CAAUAAUUCAACCAAUAAACUCUAACCACGCUCGACCUAUGCGGCGCCGCUACGUUGAUGAUGACUCAACCAACUUGCGUUUCUAAAAUACCACGGAGUGUUGAUAAAGCAGAGAUACCAGGAGCGCUAUACUCAUACCGUUACUCGCCGACCGAGGAUUGUUGGUAUCGAACGUCUCCCACCGACCUCACUACUCUUUAACGACGCCUACCGGUUAAAAUGCACCUAAACCUAAUCCCUCAGCAUAACUCAGACUAUGGAUACAGACAGGAUUUCAUAAUCCGUAUCCAUGGCAACCAAUCGUAUACAUCAUAGCGACUGUUUUGUAAUACACUACGAACAGCUGACUGAAUGUCAAAACCGAAAUUAUCGUUCGAUCGUCAAAAAUUGUGAAGAAUAUUCGAAAUUUAAAAAGUGCUUCGUGUAAUCCGUAGUAAUCAGGUUGAAUUAAUGUCGCGAUCUAAGGCAACCGUGGCGUUGAUGAAGCUCAAAGAAAUCGAUAGGAAAUACAAGAUAAAAAGCAACGAAGAUAUCAAGUGCUUGCGGUAUUCGAGCUUGAGUGAGAUUAGUUCGAUCGAUAGUGAGGACCCAAUUAGGAGUGAUCAUGGUUUCGGUGACAAUGGUAACCUAAUAACUACAAGAACCAAAUUAGACAUAAGGAUACCAGACACUUAUGUCAACAAGCAACGUAGUUUGGAAGCAUGGAAAAAUGAAUCAGGCACAGAGCUGCCUACCAUUUUCAAUGAAUUUGAUGAUACUUCUUCAAGGUUGGAGACGAUUCAUCCCCAAGUUAUGAUCGACAGUGGUAGGACUGAAGUGAAAAGAAUCGCAGAGCCAGCUAGUGAAGGCAAUCUCAAUAACAAGUAUGGCGACGUUCUAAUGAGUGAGAAAUCCAAAGUGGAUAUGGCGAGCUUGAUCAGCAAAGAAGUUAUCCAAAUUCAACGUCAGUCUACUGUACGAUCUUCACACCUGGUUUUGAACAAAUCAAAUACUUGUACUAAUGAAGAAAUUACUGUGAAGAGUGUUGAAUCGAUGAUUCAUGUUGAAGAAGAUGAAAAAUGUAGUGUUAUGGAAGAUUACAAUGAUCAAUCAACCUUAGUUGCUUCCGUUGCCACUUAUUCGGAAGACUUUGUGAAGACCCCUUCUGAUAUUUUGAACCUUGAAGUUUCACUGUCAUUAGAAUGUGGAAACAAAUCUUCUCUCACCCUUUUGGAUCAAAGUAAAGUUAGGAAGGACCAACAACAAAAAUCUCUAUUGCUGAGAACCGAAGCAACGGUUUCAGAAGUAGAGGAAUGUGACACAGCUUCAGGUGCUAAUCUCAACGAUUACAACAUAAAGAGCAUUGAGCUUAGUGUCAACAGUAAUAGAGGCAGUAAAAAACAACGAAAAAGUCCAAGAGAUUCAACAGUCAAUUCAACUAGGGAAUCUUACGUCUCAAAACCCUCUGCAUUUCUACCCGAUUUCGAGAAGAAACCCGAUUUGCGUCGCUCUCAAUCUCCUCACACCGCUGCCCUCUCUAAACGGGAUCAGCUUGGAAAAAAAAAAACGAAGGUUUCUCAGAAUUUGAGACACGAAAGAGCAUCGAUGGCAGCAAAUAUUGAAGAAAAAAAGAAACUGGAGAAAAUCCGUACAAAGGCUGGUGAUUUUCCAACCAAAGACUUUUCUGUUACUGAAAAACCUCGUCAGUGUUCGCAAAAAAAUAUCAACCCUGAUACUCGGACGAAAUGUUCAGAUAAUUUUAAAACCGAGGAGAUUGUACAAGGCAAAAAACGGGGCGCUAUUGCUAACGUAAAAAAUCGAACUAGAAUUAAUUUGGGAUCUGUCAAACAAGAAGCAGGUUUUCGAUAUCACACCAAAGACGUUGAGAUGAUGAGACGGGAGAUCAGGAAGGAGCUUCGAUUGCAACGGGAGAAAGACCAUCUGCGAGAUCGCUUUCGUUGUUACGUCGUGAAAAUGAUGGAGAAAGAACAGAGGUUCAUGACUACCGGUGCAAUUAGACACCGGGAUCGAGAUGACCGUAACAGCGCAAGUGAUUUUUCGCGCCAAACGGAUAGUUUUCACGAGUAUUUUUUUAAGCCUCUCGACCUCCCGAACGUUGCCACCUUUAAACGACCCGAUCUCGAAAAUGAUACCUCGUACGACUUUGGCGACAACAGGCAUUUGCAUUUGAGCGUGAUUCGAGAACGUAUACUCGGCAUACGACAUUGGCUCAAACAGCAUUUUGUCCUUUACAAAGACUAUAGUAAAGUGGUAUCUACAAUGAACUCAGAAUACGUUCCAGUCACUUUACAGGAAACGAAAAAGAUGAUUCGUGACGUACAGCGAUUUUAUAAACGCGAACGGCUACGUCACGUGAGAUGAUAUUCUAAAGUUACAUUUUAAAUAUUCCUCUAUUAAAGAUUUGUGUCGGGAUUUGUGUUAUCCUGCAUGGAUUUCUUUUCCAUAAAUUAAAAUACCGCGGUCACCGCAUAAUACACAGGUUGAAAAGUGGUAUGUACGUACGUACAAUGUACAGGUACUUCAUACAAUGUUUUACUCACCUAGGUAUACGUGGGUGAUUCGGUUCUAACUGUGUUUUUUCGAGCAAAAAAUUUUUCCAUUUUAGAAGUAAAUAUUUUUGGCUUUUUCAUGCACAUACUUACAAUUAGUUCAUUUAAUGUCAGAAAUUAGUGUGCAGAAGCAUUUCACUGCAACUUCAAAAUAACGAAAAUAGGAAUAAAAUUAAAAAAUUUUCACGCUACGUUGAUAGUGACAUGUUUGUCCAUGGUACGGACGUAAAAUGAGUUAAUGUAGAUAUUCAUUAGCAAGAAUGAUGAAAUUAAUCAUUGAAUUAUAUGUCAACAUGUUUUAACAAUCUUUCAUUAAAUAUUCAAGUUCUCAAUAA
Messenger RNA from Athalia rosae (coleseed sawfly), 2884 nucleotides. RefSeq lists its product as uncharacterized. The record is from RefSeq and is a predicted model, not a curated record. Bases 451 to 2361 code for a protein of 636 amino acids. NCBI's taxonomy places the organism in Eukaryota, Metazoa, Arthropoda, Insecta, Hymenoptera, Athaliidae. The transcript has 3 exons.